Messenger RNA from Cladophialophora yegresii CBS 114405, 651 nucleotides. RefSeq lists its product as uncharacterized. The coding region runs from base 1 to 651 and encodes 216 amino acids. The record is from RefSeq and is a predicted model, not a curated record. Lineage: Eukaryota; Fungi; Ascomycota; Eurotiomycetes; Chaetothyriales; Herpotrichiellaceae. The transcript has a single exon.
AUGCCGGUGACACAGUUUGCGCAGAUAAAGCCAGGACUACCAGUCUCAAUUGUUCUCAAAGCAGACCAGCGAACAGGCAGACAAGUCCAGGGCACGGUCUCCCAACUUCUCACCCGCCACAAUCAUCCACGAGGCAUCAAAGUGAAGCUGACAGACGGCCGAGUCGGGCGUGUCCAGCAGAUUCUACCUCAGACACAUUCGCACCACGACAUGUCGUCUAAUAACCCGUGGUCGAACACCGAGAGCAACGGCAACCCUUACACCUCUCCUACGUCCCAGCAAAAUCAAGGUGCCGCUCAAGGGUACUACCAAUCCGACGCCUCACAAUAUCAGUCACAGUCGCAUGGCCAUCAACAGCCGCAGCAGCCACAGCAGCACUCGAUCAACACAUCUGCUCCCUCGCAAGGCAUUCACCGAUCCGAUACUGAACAGCUGCUGGCCGAGCAAGGCGAUCGCGCGGCGCAAGUCGAGCACAUGCAGCAGUACGAGGCGAACGCUCCGCAAUCAGAAGAUGAUCGCAUUCAAGCACAGUUGCAGAAAGAGUUUCCCAAUAUCGACAGCAGUUUGAUCGCUGCCAUCUACGGCGAGAGAAAGGGACAGGGUGAUCUGGGGGAGGUAAGGGAGUUAUUACAAGAGUUGAAUACGAGUUGA